UUUUUUUUUUUUUAAUUAUAUUUUCUUCUUCUUUUUUUCCCCUGUAGACUAUAGACCUUCGGGAAAAGAGGGUGUCGUCAACAACCCAUGAUAAUGCAUCCAAAGAUUCACUUCAUGUGCAAUGAAUAUUUGGGUGAGUGUUGAGGCCCAUGAACAUUAUCGAAAGAUUCCUUUCCGGAUAUUUCGGUUUUAUCGUACAAAGUCCAUAGUUUAUUUACACUCACGUGACGUUACUUUCACUUUCAUGAUGAACGGCUCAAGUCUAAUAGAAAUUAUCUUAUUUAUCUGUUUUGUUUCGUCAACAAACUGUCAAAAGUACAAACCAACAUGGGAAAGUAUUGACUCUCGACCCAUUCCAGCCUGGUACGACGAUGCGAAAAUUGGCAUGUUCAUUAACUGGGGUGUCUACUCCGUGCCUUCAAUUCACAGCGAAUGGUUUUGGUUCUAUUGGAAAGGACAGCCUGCUACCGAUGUAGUGAACUUUAUGAAGAAAUUUUACCCACCAAACUUCACAUAUGCAGAUUUUGCCAAGCAGUUUCGUGCCGAGUUUUAUGACCCCAAUAAAUGGAAAGACAUAAUCCUUGCCUCGGGUGUCAAAUAUGUGGUGUUGACAUCCAAACAUUGUGAUGGGUUUAGCAUGUACCCAACCAAUGUGACAUAUCAGUGGAAUUCGCGAGAUGUUGGUCCGAAAAGAGACUUAGUGGGUCCCUUGAAAGAAGCAUUGAAGGGAACAGACGUUAGGUUUGGUAUCUAUCAUGACAUGAUCGAGUGGUUCAACCCUCUUUGGCUGGAAGACCAAAAAAAUAACUACACAACUAAUAGAUUUGUUAAAGACUACAUGCUGCCGCUGAUGUAUGAGGUUGUUAAUGCUUAUAAGCCAGACGUUUUUUGGAGUGACGGAGCUUGGUUGGCUCCCUCAUGGAAGGCACCAGAUUGGUACUGGAAUGCCACCAUAUUCCUGGCCUGGCUAUAUAAUGAGAGUCCUGUGAAAGAUGACAUUGUUACAAAUGACAGAUGGGGAUAUGGCUGUGACUGCAAACACGGAGGAGCCUGGACCUGCUCCGACCGGUAUCAUCCGGGACACAUAUUGCCACAUAAGUGGGUCAAUGCCAUGACGUUAGACAGACUGUCUUGGGGUUAUAGACGGAAUGCUGACCUCAGUCAAUACUACACUAUUGAGGAACUCCUGGAGGAAGUGAUCUACACCAUCAGCCUUGGUGGAAACAUACUUAUCAAUGCGGCACCAACAGCCUGGGGAACAUUUGACCCAAUUUAUGAGGAGAGGUUCCGUCAGCUGGGCUCAUGGUUGAAAGUCAACGGCGAAGCUAUCUAUAAAACCAAGCCCUGGGUUUAUCAGAAGGACACAUUGACAACCAGAAUAUGGUACACAGCAUCUAAAGCAGAAAGCAAUGUCAUUUACUGUCUGGUGCUGGAUUGGCCACUCACGAAUGAAAUCAUUCUGGGGGCAUUGAAGGAUAAACAAGUAUCCAUGGUAACAUUGCUUGGGUCAGACGUGACUAUGACCUUUUCCCAGGAGGCUCAGGGUCUGAGGGUGUUAUUUCCUGUCCUUAAUGUCCACAAACUCCCAUGCCUCUGGGCUUGGGCUUUAAAAAUUACACUUCAAAAGUAGAUAUGGUAAAUACGGCAUAUAAUAUUUAGUGUUGUAUUCAUUCCCUCCAGAGUGUCGUAAUAAAUAAAGUACCGUGCAGGUGGUAUUUUUAGCGAGACACAAAUUUGGCAAUUUUCCCACAAAAAUGUAAAGUUAAUAUGACAUAUAUUAUGUAAAGUCUCAAUUAAUCAGUAUUGGCACUUUUUGGGAAUUUGUUUUAAGAAGCCUUUGGGGCUAGUUAUACUUAAUACUCAGGUGACCGAAACAAUCUUUGGUCCUCUUGUUCCAAUUUUGUGAUUUGAAAAUGCGUUAAAUGAGAAUAUCAAUGCAUGAACAUGCAGAAUAUUCAUUCACUAUAGCAAUAUUAUUUUGAAAAUUACUGUGAAAUCCAGGUUGUAUUUUUCAACUGUAUGCAUCUGUAUAAUUUUGGUUCAACACUGAACCCUAAAUCAUCGUAAUGUAAGCAGACUGUAAUUUUGCUUUUUUAUAUUACCAGUACGUGUAUAGAAACAUCUUUGAUAUCUUAUGUUAUGAGAUUACGUUAUUUAUCACAUCUCGAGAUUAUUGUAAAAAAUAUAAAUUUAACUUAAUAAAUAUUGUAAUGUAGAA
Molecule: messenger RNA, 2218 nt
Organism: Ostrea edulis (European flat oyster)
Lineage: Eukaryota; Metazoa; Mollusca; Bivalvia; Ostreida; Ostreidae
Product: plasma alpha-L-fucosidase-like
Exons: 8
Coding region: 122-1630 (502 amino acids)
Biological process (GO): glycoside catabolic process; fucose metabolic process
Cellular component (GO): lysosome
Molecular function (GO): alpha-L-fucosidase activity
Source: RefSeq, a predicted model, not a curated record